This is a messenger RNA of Cooperia oncophora, 582 nucleotides long. The record is from the annotation of a GenBank genome assembly. NCBI's taxonomy places the organism in Eukaryota, Metazoa, Nematoda, Chromadorea, Rhabditida, Trichostrongylidae.
AUGUGCGAUACAAAAUUUCAGAUUCUGGUAUUUGCCUCGACAAAGGAAUAUUGCGAAUUCACUGAUGCUGUUGUAUUGCCUCGCGAUUUACCGCCUUGGCAUGACGACCUGCCCGGCUCGAUUCAGGAUGUGCAACACGAACUUGACGACACCCUGUUGCUGCCAUUUUCCAGCGGCACAGGUGGAAAACCUCGCUGUGUAACGUUAACACACCGCAACUACAAUGCAGCUACCGCCAUCUUGAAAAUGGCCUUGUUCGAUCAGCUCGUUGUUGAGAGUCGACGGAAGACAGUUGCUGUGCUUCCAUUCUACCACGCUUCAGGAUUUUGGGCACUCCUUUAUUGUCUUCUGGAAGGAUGUCACACUAUCAUUAUGAAGUCGUUCCAUCCAAUUUCUAUGCUUGAAAUCAUUCACAAGUACGAGUUAAGAGGCGAAAAUGGAGGCGUCGUCGAUGGUCCCUACUGUCCAGGCGAGCUUUAUCUAAAAUCACCGACAGUUAUGCGUGGAUACCACAACUCUGAUGGAACUGCAGAUCCGUUCGUGGACGGAUGGCUGAGAACUGGUGAGCGAUUCAGCUACUGA